CCCAUCACGGAGCACGAGCCAACAGACGUCGCCAGUCCCGCUACCAGUCCACAGCCUCCUUCACCACCCACCCAACCACACGCACCACCGGCAGCCACGGACAGGGCAGUGACACCCCCCCCACGCGAAACGGAUAACGUCAGCUUCGUCUACGCGCAGAGGGGUUUCCAGCGCAAUGUGCGGGCGGGUGUGGCAGUGACGUUUUUCCCCGCACCGGCGAAGUAUACUCAGAACCCCGGAAGGAGAGGCAGGGCGGUAAACAUCCCUGAACCACCGCCUGAAUGGGCAGCAAGACCCCCCUCGCACUACGAGGUGCCGCGUGCAGUGCUAUGUAUAAGCGAUGACGACGAGACAGGGAGCACAGCCACGCACACACACACCACAGCCCAUACUACACACACCACAGCCCAUGCUACACACACCACAGCCCAGACAAACGCACAACGGAAUGGCACCAGGCACGUGUACAUGACAGCUGCCAGGGAACGGCUGCUACCAUCCCGAUUUAAACCUACGCUAAGAGUACAG
Molecule: messenger RNA, 528 nt
Organism: Sphaeroforma arctica JP610
Lineage: Eukaryota; Ichthyosporea; Ichthyophonida
Exons: 2
Source: RefSeq, a predicted model, not a curated record